Molecule: messenger RNA, 948 nt
Organism: Triticum turgidum subsp. durum (durum wheat)
Lineage: Eukaryota; Viridiplantae; Streptophyta; Magnoliopsida; Poales; Poaceae
Source: the annotation of a GenBank genome assembly
AUGGCCUCAAGGUCUACCCCAUCCUCGGCACGCUGCCGCACUUCGUCAAGAACCAGGGCCGCCUUCAACGACGCGCAGAACACCAUCAUGGCCCGGUUCAUGUCGCCUGCCAAGUGGCUGUGGCGCGUCAAGAGGCUACUCGACAUGGAGCCGGAGAGGCGGAUGCGCUCAGCGCUCGCCACGAUCCACGGCUACGCCGACAAGAUCGUCCGUGAGCGCAAGGAGAGAGGGGAGGCUGGGCUGGUCAGCAGGGACGACUUCCUGUCGCGCUUCGCCGCGGCCGGCGAGCACAGCGACGAGAGCCUCCGCGACGUGGUCACCAACUUCAUCCUCGCCGGCCGCGACACGACCUCGUCCGCGCUGACCUGGUUCUUCUGGUUAGUGUCCACGCGGCCCGACGUGGAGGAGAAGAUCACGCGCGAGAUCCGCGCGGUGCGUGCGUCGGGCGACGGCGCGUCGUCGACUCUCAGCUUCGACGAGCUACGCGAGAUGCACUACCUCCACGCGGCCAUCACGGAGUCGAUGCGGCUGUACCCGCCGGUGGCCGCCGACACGCACAGCUGCAAGGAGGACGAUUUCCUCCCGGACGGCACGUUCGUCGGAAAAGGCUGGCUGAUGACAUACUGCGCGUUCGCCAUGGCGCGGCUGGAGGGCGUCUGGGGCAAGGACUGCGAGGAGUUCAGGCCGGAGCGUUGGCUCGACGAGGAGGGCGCGUUCCGGCCGGAGAGCCCGUUUAAGUACGCGGUCUUCCACGCGGGGCCGAGGAUGUGCCUCGGCAAGGAGAUGGCCUACAUACAGAUGAAGUCCAUCGUGGCGUGCGUGCUGGAGAGGUUCAGCCUCCGGUACGCCGGCGGCGAGGGGCAUCCCAAGCUCAUAAUGUCACUGACGCUGCGGAUGGGAGGCGGCCUGCCGAUGCAGGUGAAGAAUAGAACAGGGGAGACUAGCUAG